AUGAAAAUGCCGUUAAUACUUAUUAUUACCUUUUUCAUUUUCUCUGUGAAUGCUAAGGAUUCUAUACAGAAACCAAUGGACCCUCAAGAAAGUAAUCAUCCUCAGCCUGAAAUAAAACCACUGCAAUAUUCUGAGAAGAUCUCAAAAGAACCUAAUAAAAAGCCCUUGAUGAUUUCUUUCUUACAAAUCAGUAACGAUAACUCUGGUCAGGAUAAUGACGGACUUGACGAUAAGAAAAAAGUAUAUAUGGUUUUUAUAUUCAAUUUCGUAGCCUGUAUUGCAUGCUUUGCUUUGCUGCAAGGAAUUUUAAUUUUUAGUAAAAAGAUGAAUAGCAAGCUGACAAGUCUGAGGGCGAAUUACAAGAACUUCGUUGCUUUAUCCCAAUUUAAGGAUUUUCAAAGGCAAUUUUGGAAGCCAAGUCCAGGUUCUCAAGCUCAAAGACCUAAUUAA
Messenger RNA from Blepharisma stoltei, 450 nucleotides. The record is from the annotation of a GenBank genome assembly. NCBI's taxonomy places the organism in Eukaryota, Ciliophora, Heterotrichea, Heterotrichida, Blepharismidae.